Messenger RNA from Phaeoacremonium minimum UCRPA7, 1437 nucleotides. RefSeq names its product putative snf7 family protein. The transcript is spliced from 2 exons. The record is from RefSeq and is a predicted model, not a curated record. NCBI's taxonomy places the organism in Eukaryota, Fungi, Ascomycota, Sordariomycetes, Togniniales, Togniniaceae. Gene Ontology annotation, cellular component: ESCRT III complex; multivesicular body; cytoplasmic side of plasma membrane. The coding region runs from base 1 to 1437 and encodes 478 amino acids. Gene Ontology annotation, biological process: late endosome to vacuole transport via multivesicular body sorting pathway; vesicle budding from membrane.
AUGAGCGACCUUCUAGGAUAUCUGGUCCAAAACGAAGAGAGUUUCCGGAAAGCCCGCUUGCCUGCCCUGUAUUCCGACUUCCGCGGCCUUCGAACAAUCAACCCAGAUGGGUACCAAGCGAAUGUUUCUGCAUGGCGGCGUGCCCUCGGCAGCCUAGUGCGAUCUGGCCUCGCACCGAGUCGCGCUUCUACUCCCAAUCUCCUUGUCCUUAAUGCCGACGAAUCUCUGCUUCGAGCUCUCGAGAGCAAACAGUACGGCCGUCCGCUAGCUCUCGGUGCUGUGGUGCGAGAGGCGGCCCUCGAGAAAGAUCUGAUACCCUUGCAAGACUUUCUGAAGGCCAGAGAAAGCAUAUACUACAAGUCUUGGACGUCAUUACCGUGGAACGUCGUCUCAUGGGGCCUGCGGCAACUUGGGCUGACGGGGGGCGUUGGCGGGGAUGACAGGUUACCAAACGGGCAGUUUGUCGUGCUGGCGAAUAUAGAGGAGGCGACGAAGGCGUUCGGCGAACAGACUGCAGACGCGAGUUCUCGGUUCGAGCGGACUUUUUCCAAGGCACAUUUCCAGAAGACUUUUGCGAAUACGAUAUGGACAGGCCAGAGGCUAUCGGAAACCGACUUGGACGUACUCCUGAAGUUCAUGUCACGAGACAAAGGGCUGCUAUUAUAUGAUGGCAAGACGAUCAAGAUCAAGACCCCUGGUGUAGAAGAGACGGGGAUCACAGCGGAAGACGAGUCGAUUGCGUCCUUGAAAGAGCUUACCGAAUAUCUAGAACAUCAGACAGCAAUUCUCAACAAGCGCAUCGACGAGCUAGCUGCCACCGCGAAGGAUGCAGUCACUAGGAAGAACCGCGUUGCGGCACUCGCAGCACUCAAGUCGAAGAAACUCGCGGAGUCUUCACUAGCCACACGAUUCGCUACACUGAGCCAGCUGGAGGAGGUAGCAGCCAAGAUCGAGCAGGCCGCAGACAAUGUCCAACUUGUGAAGGUCAUGAGCUCCAGCACAGGAGUCCUGAAGAGCCUGAAUGCCAAGGUUGGCGGUGCAGAACGUGUCGAGGAGGUCGUGGACCACUUACGGGAGCAGAUGAGCCAGGCCGACGAGGUCGGCAGCAUUCUUGCGGAAUCCGGCCCAGCUGUUGAUGAAGGCGAGAUCGACGACGAGCUAGAGGCCAUGGAAAAGGAAGAGAAGGCAAAGGAGGAAGCCAUAGAGAGAGCGCGGGAGGAAGCCGAGCGCGCCAAGAGAGAGAUGGAGCAACAAAGAGAAGCGGAGGAGACGGCGAAAAAAUUGACAGAGUUGGAGGCUCUCAAGCCUAUCACGAACGAAUCACGGCCAGCCGAGGCAGCAGAAGAGAAGAACACAGAAUCGAAGGCAGCACAGCCCGUGGAGGAGUUGAGUAGAAUGUCGCUGGAGGAGAAGCCUCAGGCGCAAUUGGCAAGCUAA